This is a messenger RNA of Chaetomium globosum CBS 148.51, 1812 nucleotides long. RefSeq lists its product as uncharacterized. The coding region runs from base 1 to 1812 and encodes 603 amino acids. Gene Ontology annotation, cellular component: cytoplasm. The transcript has 7 exons. Gene Ontology annotation, biological process: protein phosphorylation. NCBI's taxonomy places the organism in Eukaryota, Fungi, Ascomycota, Sordariomycetes, Sordariales, Chaetomiaceae. Gene Ontology annotation, molecular function: protein serine/threonine kinase activity; ATP binding. The record is from RefSeq and is a predicted model, not a curated record.
AUGGCCGACAACGCCGCUCAAAUUGCCCGAGUGCGGCAACGGUUAGCUGAGCUUCGGGCAGAGGAAGACCGACUGCGCGCAGAAGAUGCCGACAUAGAAAGGAGAAUACAAACUGAACAAGAGAAUCAGGAGGAAGAGGAGAAAAGGCAGGAGGAGCAGGAGGAGCAGGAGGAGCAGGAGGAGCAGGAGGAGCAGGGAGAGGAGGAAGUGCAGCAAGAAGAGGAUGAUGAAGACAGAAGGUUUGAGUUUCUCCAAAAGAAACAAGCGUUCCAGUUUGAGAAAUUUCGAACCGAAGGCCGUUUCAUGACCAAGGCUGAGACCAAGGCGGAGAAGUUCCUGAAUAUCAAGAUCCCGAAGCGCGGACGGUACCGUGGGCCCGGCCUCCUCUCAGGGAAAUGGAAAGGGUCGCGCUUUGAUUGGGACCCAGAUGACAUUGGCGGCCACAGGAACUCCAAAGAGGCCAAGCGGGCCCGGAUAAGUCUUCAGCGAAGGCUCAAAGCUCACAAGUUCCACCUGGAACGCACACUCGGAUGGGGAGGGAAUGGUAUCGCUUCACUCUACCGCUUCAAGCGGGGCCCCGCCGGCCCUGUUGACUACUUCGUCGUCAAGUGCAAUAUCGAUUCUCAGAAAUCGUUGCGGGGCUUAAGGCGAGAGAGGGAGAUGCAAAGCGUAUACCGAAACGCUCUGCAUAUCGUUCAGACGCUGGACUUUAUCCCAGCUCCAGAGCGAAAUCCGGCUGCAUUUGAUCCUAUGAUCUUUCUCAAAUACCACUCGCGUGGUAGCCUCCACAAAGUCAUCUGUACUGCUCAAGAAAACGAAGACCCUUUCCCCGACCGGGCUUUGUGGCACAUGUUUCGUUGCUUGAUCAAGUCGUGCAUCGCGAUGGAGUACCCCCCUUCCAAGGACGACAAGUAUCUCGCUACGAACGAGAGGGGUGAAAUCAUCCAGCCACUCACUCACGAGGUUAGCGAGCGUAUCCCUCCGGACCUCCGAGCCCUCUACGACCAAGCCAUGCAGGACGGAACCUGGAAAGACAUGGGCAAUGCUCCAGGGGGGGAAGGUUUGGUCCAUUUUGACAUCGACCCCCAGAACCUUCUAUUCGGUGGCUUCCCCACCGUCGUGGCACGCGACGACCCUCAUUACGACUUUCCCGUUCUGAAAGUGGGAGACUUUGGUAAUGCUUUCAAGGUUGACGACGCCUUUCUAGCUUCGCGUCAUUACAUGUGGACGUUCCGCGAACAGGCAAAGCCAAAUUUCAUGGCGCCGGAGCAAUUCACCGCCGAAUGGGAUUGGGUGGCGAACAACCCCACCGAGCAGGUCUUCGUCACCGAAGAAGACCGGCAAGGGGAUAUCUUGCCCCCACCCCCCAUCGAGAUAGCCGGAAAGUACUCCUUCAAAACCAAUCUCUACCAGCUCGCGCUCUGCAUGAUCAGCGCCAUAACCUUCCACCUCCCCUCGCUGCCCCCCUUUCCGGGCAAGAUGCAAAUUACAGACCCGCAAGACGGCGCGCGCAAGACGGUGUGGUCGUACGGCGCGUACAUCCUCGGGCCCCGGUACAGGAAGGUCGACCCCAAGCUGCGGCACCUGGUGGCCUGGUGUCUGUGCGAGAAGCCGGCGCACCGCCCGCCCCUAGGGGAUUUGUUGCGGAGGGUAGAUGAGUUUUUGGCGGCUAAGCGGUGGGGGCCGGAUAAUAGUAAUGAGACGAUGCAGCGGUUCAUGAGGAGGAAUGUGGAUCUGCCGCCACCGCCGAAGAAUAGGACGCAUUGGGUCGAUGAGACGUGGAAUGGAGCCAGUUCGAUGCCGUAUGAUUGA